GGAUGUUCCCCUUUAACACAUGCAGCUGAUGACGCCACCCGCUGUCCAACAAGCAGCACAACAAGGAAGUGUCCAGCGCCUCCUGUUCAACUCGUUAGGACCUUAGGGUUUUAUGAGCUAAUGUUUACCUUGUAGCGCAGGAUGCCUGUUGAAAGCCCGGAGGAGAGGAGGGUGGAGGUGCUGGCGCUGCCUCCAGGAGUGGAUGAGGAGCUGCUCUUUCUGUACUUUGAGAAUAAGCGCCGCUCCGGGGGAGGUCCACUCGUCUCUGUGGAGAAGAAGGGUGACCGUGCCAUACUGGAGUUUGAAGAGGCAGAGGCUGCAUCCCAAGUGCUGUCUAAAGGGCACCACGUUCUGCAUAAUGUGGAGCUGACUGUGAGAAAGCCUGCCUCAAAGGACCGAUGUAGACUGCUGCUGCAGGGGCUCAACCCCAACACCAACAUUGAUAUGAUAGAGCUCUACGUGGAGAACAUGAUGGGGGUGCGUGACUUCACUCUGUAUCCCUCACAGGGGGGGGAUUUUAUCCUCAUUCACCUCAGCCAACCCUUCUCGAAAGAUUUCCAAAACCUUAGUGCUAAAAUCUCCAAGAAGAUGCUCAAUGGGUCCACGGUCACUCUUGAACAGAUCGAGCAAACUGACUCCAUCUUAGUGGAGAACCUGCACCCUGGCACCACUCCAGACCUGCUCACUUUGUACUUUGAGAGCAACGGAGGUGGGAAUCAGAAGGUGAAGUCGGUCACACUGCUUUCAGAGAGCACAGCAAAGGUGUCCUUUGUUAAUUAUGAAUCUGUGAACCCUGUCCUGGAGCUCCCACACAAACUGGAAGGUGCUGAUCUUGCAGUGAUGCCAUACUUUGACUUUCUUCAACCUACAGAAAGAUUAACAUCACAAGCCUCUGGGAUUGGAAGCCAAGAAAUGACUGAGAGAAACUCAGAGGAUCUGAGUGAUAAUCAGAUGCAGACCAGUCCUCCCGUGGUGGCUAUUGCAAACAGCCAAUCCUCCUCUCAGACGUCCUCUGAGCCUCUUGCUGCCCAAGAAGCAGUAGAAGAGGCAUCAGGAGAUGCCAUCGAGGAUCAAAUGGAGGAAGAAGAUACACUGUCAGACCAUAUUCCUAUCGCUGACCCAGCAAAACUUGCUUUGUUUCAGCUUAGCACCUUUCAACAGGAUAGUGAAAAGGCUCACCCAGAUGUCACCAUCCAAAUCAAAGACAAUGGUGUGCACAUUGCAGGGACUGACAGACAAACGUUUGAGCAGAUAAAACACACAAUCUUGGACUAUUUUGGCAAAAUGGCUGAGACUCACUUCACCCUGGAGCCAGAAAAGGCUCAGUUCCUUGAAAGAAAAGAUGUAAAAAAACGGCUACUGCAAAUCAUGGGUCAAACCGAGUCACCUGCCAUGUACACCGUAUCAGACUGUAAUGUUGCGGUAACCUCCCUAUCCCAGAACUCGGCUAACCAGGCGUGUAACUUUUUGAAGUCCCAGCUGUGUCACUUCAGCAUACCGCUGGAUAGAGAAUAUGAGGGCAUGUUAAACUGCAGAGAGUGGUCUGAGUUUGUGCAGGCUCUGGGUUUCUCCUCUGUAAAGGUGUCAGAACAAGGAAGGAAUGCUGAUGUGUUGACUCUGAAAGGAAUGGAGAGUGAGAAGCAGACUGCAAUCCUGCAGUUCCUUGCUACACCCAUUGAAAGGGAGACCGUCAUCUCUAUGGAGCCAGGCGUGUUGAAAUACAUCCAGACACAUUGUCAUCAACUAUUGGCUGACAUGGACGAAGUGUCUAUCUUUCCACUAGAAGCAGAGGAAGUUUGUGGGUUAAAGAUCCAUGGCCUUGCAAUUUCUUGUCAAAUGGCUAAGGAGGUGUUGCAGGGUAUAGUGUCCUCCAUCUGCACCAGGACCAUCACCGUAAACGCUCCAGGUGUGACCCGCUUCCUAGAUGAUACGGAGUGCAAGAGCAUCCUGAAGGAGAUGGAGACUAAGUUUCAAGUCCUUAUCAUCCCAAAGCUGGUGCCCUGGCAACCCCUGCCACACCAGGACAUUUUUGAAACCGCAUGGACGAUGAUGUCCCACAGAAACUUCCAGAAAGUGUCUUUGGAUGGUUCUGCACAAGAGUUAAAAUCAGAUUCAUUGCAUACUGAUCACAAUGGAGCGGCAGACAGAGGUCUUUUAGAUGAGGCAAAGAGAAUCGUCUCAGCUAUUGAUGAAGGACUCGAGGAGGGUGUGUCCACUUCAAAUCAGCUUGAUGACAUGGAUAACGUGGACCUUUAUACAGCAGAGGAACCAACCAGCCUGACAGACCAGGACUCUAAUGUGAUAGAUGUUGAUGCUUUCCAGCCCUCAGCUGAAAGGAAUGCUACGAGUGGGUUACUCCUGAAUGAUGGAGCUCUGGGCCUUUCCAGCAACCUUGAAGAAGAGGCCCAAAUGUCCCUAGCCAUCCAGUACUCUAUGGAGUCAAGUCAUUGGUCCCUGCAGGAGGAGGAGGAACAGCUGCAAAAAGCAUUGGAGUUGUCAAGGGAAAUGAGCCAACAUGAAGCUUCUGCUAGUAGUACUGACAAGAGCGCCCACGUGGACAAGCUGGGGAAGGGCAAAAAUAUUUCCUUAGAGGACACGAUCAAGGCGGCCAACACCAUACAGUUAGUAGUGUUCGCAGGUUAUAACUGUGACCUGAUUCGGGUGGACAUAGCCUUUGGGAAAAAGGUCAGCCAGAGACAGGUGGAGGAGAAACUGGAGCACAGGAGUGUAAAGAACAUGUCCGAAUACCACAGGAAGUGUCUGGAGAUGAUCAAGCGGAAGCACGCAGUGGAGAUUCAGAUUCAGGGAACCAUAAUUUCUGUUUCCGGCUUCAAGGAUUUUGUGACCGGAGCACUAUGUGAUGUGAAGCUGCUGCUGGAGAAAAUCUCCAAUUAUGUGCCCGACCAGGAAAUCCUGAGAGCUGUCCAGUGGGUACAUCACAACCCAGCCUCCUCAGACACGACUCCUUAUUCACCCGAUGCUACAAUAUUCAUCGAGCAUGCUUGGAGAAUGAAGCUGAAAAAGGUUGAUAUCUUGAUAGACAAUCAGCCCCACACCAUAAACUUUGAGAAGAUGGAAGAAUACCACAUACCUUCAGGGAAAUCUGUGAAAAUCUCCAGGAAGUUGCUCAAUUUAGAGGAUUUGGUUGAGGAUGUGUCAGAGGAGGACUUCUCUCUGCUGUCAAACCUGCCUGAAGCAACCAAAGUCGAUGAGGAAUCUGAUGAAUUUCAGACUGUGGUGAAGAAUUUCUAUGAGACCAUUCAGGAAUACCACAGCAAAAUCAGAAUCAUACAGGUGGAGAAGCUCAUGAAUCGACUACUGUACAAUCAGUACAAGUUGAAGAAGGCGAGCAUACUACAGCGUGCCUUGUAUCCGGAAGUUGAACGAACUCUCUACCAUGGCACAAGUGAGACGAGUGUGAAAGAGAUCUGUGUUCAUGGAUUCAACAGAAGCUUCUGUGGAAAGAAUGCUACCGUCUAUGGUCAAGGGGUGUAUUUUGCUGUCAACUCUGCGCUGUCUGUCCAGGAUCAGUAUUCACCCCCAAACGCAGACGGAUACAAGUUUGUUUUUGUGUCAAAGGUUCUAACAGGAGACUUCACUAAAGGCUGCCAUUCGAUGAAGGCGGCCCCUCUAAAGGAGACCGGCGCCAUUCCCCUCCGAUAUGACAGUGUGACUGACGACAUCACCAAGCCGUCGAUGUUUGUCAUCUUCAACGAUACGCAGGCUUUCCCUGAAUAUCUCAUUACAUGCCAGAGAAUCCACCGUUAGGACGGAUUAGGCGUCAGAUGAUAACCAUAAAAUUGGGAGAAAAGGACUGCUUUUGCUUUAAUGUGUCUGCCUUAAUUUAAAAAAGUGCAUUUAAAUUAUAAAGGGCUAAUGUGUUAGAAGGUACAGUUGGUAUUUUGUCUUUCAUGAUCCAAAUUUCAUCAAGUACUUUGCUGUGGACUGAUUUUGCUCCACUUUUAGUUCAUCAGUGUAGUCAACUCUUCAUCUCUAGUCAACCCCCAUCUUAAUUAAAUAACUCAAAACAUGCCCUUUCGGCACAAUAAUUCUCUGUGUGAGGUGUCUUUAAAUAGGUCUGACUCAGCAGUUAAUGCAUGAAAAUUACUUGUUAUACUCAAUUUGGCAAUUGUUGAGAUUGCUCACACACUCCAGUGUUUAUACGCCUCACUUAAACUCGGAAGCUUCCAAAAUGUGUUGUUUUGAUGAUUUUAAAAUCAACCAUAAAUGAUCUGCCACACACAGUUUUUGAUUUUCCUAAAUAUGGGUAACUGCAUAUUGUGAAUAUAACUGACUUUUUUUAUAUGUAAUUCUUUAGUCCAGCGGCAGUGCUAAAUACACUGUUGUCUAAAUGUAAUUACCAUAACUGACUCACUGAUUUGACCCGAAAAUAUAGCCUAUCUUUGUUUUCUUUUGAGUUCAGUUAUUGGAGUUACCCCAAAAGUAACUCUAGUGUACAGGUUCUGCAAGUUUUUCUUUUGUUCUUCAUAUGCAAAUCACUGAAAGAACUCCUGUAACACUAUAAUAGAAAAUCUCUUAAGUGUAGUUAAAAGAGCAGUUCCAGGUCCACUGCUCUACCAUGAAGAAAAUGUAACUGAAUAAGUAAUCACCAUGUCCACAAAAAGCUAAUUAAGCCUAGGCUGAAAAUAAGGAUCCUUUAUCAAAAUGUAAUUAGUUUUGAUUUAGUUUUCGUGUAAAACUUAGAUAAGUUUUAGUCUUAGACAUGUUUUAAGCUAUAUAUACUACAUUGUAAAUGUCAAGCCUUGCACAUAUAUGUGCACUUUUAAAGAAUGUGGAUUGUUAUUUUAAUAAAACAAAAUAAUGACUUAA
Messenger RNA from Micropterus salmoides (largemouth bass), 4830 nucleotides. RefSeq names its product poly(ADP-ribose) polymerase family member 10 (gene parp10). The transcript has 11 exons. NCBI's taxonomy places the organism in Eukaryota, Metazoa, Chordata, Actinopteri, Centrarchiformes, Centrarchidae. The coding region runs from base 142 to 3768 and encodes 1208 amino acids. Gene Ontology annotation, molecular function: transcription corepressor activity; RNA binding; NAD+ poly-ADP-ribosyltransferase activity. Gene Ontology annotation, cellular component: cytoplasm; nucleus. Gene Ontology annotation, biological process: negative regulation of gene expression. The record is from RefSeq and is a predicted model, not a curated record.